AUGGACAUUACAAGAUCUCCAGGAUACCGAGAUUUCAUGUGGGCAGUUAAUCUGCAUCGUUUAGGUUUCAAAAUGGUGGGUUUGUGGCCUAAAUCCGGCAAACAUGCUAAGAAAAACUUGUUGUCAGAAAUUUGGGUCGGCAUUAUUUUCGUUUUGUUAAUAUUUGUUUCUAAUGUUCCGAUGAUAUGUGCAGUUAUAGAAGUUUGGGGCGAUAUGAUAUUUGUAAUAAAGAAUUUGCAGACAACGUUACCCAUACUUAUAGUAUCAGUGAAAUACGCUAUAAUACGACGGAAACAAACAGUUCUCUUGUCAAUUAUAAAUAUGAUGGAAGAAGAUUGGAUGGCAUUCAAGCUGGAUAGAGAAAGAGAUGUGAUGAUAAAACAAGCACGAACAGCGCGAUUAAUUAUGAUGAUUGAAUAUGUUUUCAUUAUAAUGGGGUUCCUCACAUUAAUUGUUCUUCCUUGUUUCGGCAUGCAAGUAAUAUACAUAACAAAUUCCACGGAUCGACGAAAAUUUUUACCGUUGGCAACGUACCAUUUCUACGACAUAAAUAAGAGUCCACAAUUUGAGUUGACAUUUUUCAUUCAUACCAUAACGUCCUUGUUAUUAGCUAUCAUUUACAUGUCCGUAGAUAUUCUUCUAGUACUAAUGAUUUUUCACAUUUGUGGUCAGUUAGAAAAUUUUAGAUGUCGAUUAAUUAAUUUAAUUUCAUGCAAAAACUUUAAUAAAGUUUUAAACAACAUUGUAGUCACCCAUCUACGUCUUAUCAGGUAUGACUUUUUUUUAUACCGUGCAAUGUGUGACCUUGAAUGGUACAAAUUAGAAUCAAGAAAGGCCAGAAGUCUUAUCUUGUUAAUGAUGCAAGCCAAACGUCCUUUUCGUAUUACUGCUGGAAAGAUUGUUCCAUUAACAAUGGCUACUUUUUGCAGUAUAUUAAAAUCAUCGCUCGGCUACAUAUCAAUUUUAGUGGCUGUAGAAAGUCAUAUUAAAAAUGCAAUAGUGUUAUUUCUCGUUUCGCAGUAG
Messenger RNA from Mycetomoellerius zeteki, 1023 nucleotides. RefSeq names its product odorant receptor 43a-like. Gene Ontology annotation, biological process: sensory perception of smell; detection of chemical stimulus involved in sensory perception of smell. The coding region runs from base 1 to 1023 and encodes 340 amino acids. Gene Ontology annotation, molecular function: odorant binding; olfactory receptor activity. The record is from RefSeq and is a predicted model, not a curated record. Gene Ontology annotation, cellular component: plasma membrane. The transcript is spliced from 6 exons. NCBI's taxonomy places the organism in Eukaryota, Metazoa, Arthropoda, Insecta, Hymenoptera, Formicidae.